AUGCGCUGUUCGGCUUCUUUCGUAGCAGCAAUGGCGUCCUCCUUAGCCGUGUGCAGGUUACAUAUGAGGGGAAGGGGCAGCCUGGCGAAGUGCCUACGGAAGGUCGACACGUUUCUUCACAGGAGUAUCGGGACAAACGUUGUCGCAGCGGAAGGUGAAGCGCUUCGGAAAGAUGAAACCGAAGAAACGAAUGGACGCAAAUCUUUCUAUGCCGUCCUGGCGGAGAGACAAGAACAGGCGGAGAGAUCGGUUCUCAUCAGCUGCCAAUCCAGAAGUGAGAAAAAGUCCCUCAAGUUUAUUUCAAAACACGGAGAUGUCAAGAAAUACUUCUUUUAUGAAAGCUACGGCGUGUAUGCUGUAGUGGAAUUUGCGAAUCGUGAAAGCGUUGCCUCGUUACUCGAAGAGGCAGUCAUCCCCAACAGCAGCCAUGAAUCCUCGGUGCCUUUUAAAUCGAGACUGCUGACAGUGAGGAAUAUCGGCUCAGCGGACUCAACAAGCCAACAGUCAGGCCAACAGUACCAACCACAAACCAGCAUUCCCAUUAACGAGCUCAUAAAGAAACUGUCCAGAGAGGAGAGUAUAGACCAACAAAUAAACACCCUGACAGAUGUCUAUCAGCUAACAGACGAGAACAGCCGACUGCGUUUCCUCGUCUGCUCUCUGCUCAAGGACGUUGUUGCUCCUUAUUUCCCAGAAUGCACCGUCAAGCCGUUUGGCUCAUCAGUAAACGGCUUUGGAAAGCUGGGCUGUGACCUGGACAUGUUUCUGGACCUGGAUGACAUCAGUGGCAGAAAUGCAAAGAUGCCAAAAUCAGGUCUGUCCCUGGAGUUCCAGAUGAAGAGGGCCAGCUCGGAACGGGCCGUCACCCAGAGCAUCCUGUCCGUCAUCGGGGGAUGUGUGGACCAGUUUGGGCCUGGGUGUGUGGGGGUGCAGAAGAUUCUCAACGCACGAUGUCCGCUUGUUCGAUUCGCCCACCAGCCCUCUGGUUUUCAGUGUGACCUCACAGCCAACAACAGGGUGGCGAUGAAGAGCUCAGAGCUGCUGUACCUGUACGGAGAGCUGGACCCGCGGGUUCGUUCUCUGGUGUUCACUGUGCGCUGCUGGGCCCGAGCUCACAGCGUCACCAGCAGCAUCCCCGGGGCCUGGAUCACCAACUUCUCCCUCACCGUCAUGGUGCUGUUCUUCCUGCAGAAGAGGAGCCCUCCCAUCAUCCCCACUCUGGACCAGCUCAGGGACCUUGCAGGUCCCGCGGACAAGUGCGUGAUUGAGGGGAACGACUGCACGUUUGUCAGCGACUUCAGCAAGAUCCAGCUCCAGAGCAACACAGAAACACUCGAGCAACUGCUGCAUGAAUUCUUCGAGUUCUAUUCCACCUUUGCAUUCAGCACGAUGUCCAUAAAUAUCAGAAAGGGUAAAGAGCAGAACAAGCCGGAGGUAGGCCCGCUGCACAUCCAGAACCCGUUCGAACUCUCUCUGAACGUCAGCAAGAACGUCAACGCCACGCAGCUAGGGCGCUUCGUGGCUUUGUGUCAGGAGAGCUUGUGGCUGCUCCAGCAGAGUGACACCAGUAUUCCCAGAGGUGGUGAUGAAAAGGUUGCUUCACCUUGGGGACUUGCUACCCUCCUCCUGCCCCCGCAGAUCGCAGGGCUCAAAAGUCAUAAGAGAAGGAGGCGGGAGCCGGCCAGUGAGAGGCUCAAGACCUUGCUGGAAUCCUUGACGAUUAACAAGCAGCAGAAGAAAAGCUAAGACUCUUGGGAGCUCUCAGACAUCGGCUUCAUCCCCUUACUAUCACCUGAACUCAUACAUUGAUAGACACCUUCUGGUUUUGUCGUCUGAUGCCUCACGGUGGAGGUGAAGAGCAGCUUCUGCAGUGGACUACAGUUCCAAACAUGGACACUUGAGGGUGUUACUGAGGCCUGUGUGAGCAUGUGUUUGGGACCUGGAAUAAGGGAGUGAUUACUGUGUACUUUACUGUAGACUUACUCUGCUGUAAAUAAAUACUGUGGAAAC
Messenger RNA from Epinephelus moara (kelp grouper), 2010 nucleotides. It is a transcript of the gene mtpap, whose product is annotated as mitochondrial poly(A) polymerase. The record is from RefSeq and is a predicted model, not a curated record. Bases 1 to 1746 code for a protein of 581 amino acids. Gene Ontology annotation, cellular component: mitochondrion. NCBI's taxonomy places the organism in Eukaryota, Metazoa, Chordata, Actinopteri, Perciformes, Serranidae. Gene Ontology annotation, molecular function: poly(A) RNA polymerase activity. The transcript has 9 exons.